AUGACAUAUAUGCAUUAUCAUGACAAACCACCUACAAGAAGAAUUUCAUAUAAAGAUUUUUCGGAAGAAAAAAAGGAAGAAAUUCGUAGAAAACAAAGAGAGAGAUAUGCUAAACAGAAAGCAUUAAAAACUAAUUCAAUUCGUAUAAAUGAUACUAAAUCAUCAAAUAACGAUGAUUUGGACACAUUUGAUAAUGAUCGUACGACAGUAUUGAUUACUCAAUAUUCAAAUAUUGGUGUUCAAUAUACGAACAAUAUUGAACAUGUUAGUCCUCUUCAAAGAGUAUCAAAGAGACAACGAAAUUCUCUUACUCAUACUGACAUCAAUGAAGAGAGAUCGUCUCGUGAAGUCUUAAUCUAUCCCAAUCGUGAUCGCACCAGGCUAAUUCAUUUAGAGCCAAAUUCAUCUAUAAAUGUAUUUAUCCAACAGGACCCAUAUGUUGUUCGACAGGAUGUAAUCUAUGAAACAAACAUACCAAGACCUUGUAGGGGCCAAUCGCAUACGCGUUCUACUGGAUUUAGACAAUUGCUAAAAGUAGUGCCAUCUGAACCAUAUUCACUUCCAUUAGUGCCUAGCUGUCGACAUUGUAAAGCAAAGAGAAUCUGCCAUGAAACAACUGGGUUUUGUUGUGCUGAUGGAAAAUUUUCUCUAGCCACAAAUAAUGUACCAAAUGAGCUUUAUGCGUUUCAUCCUUCUUAUCUCCAAUUGUAUUUCUACGACACGGAGCAUGAAUUACAAAAUCGAAUUUCUGAUUCAGACAGAAGGGAGCCAUCAAUUGUAACCCAAUUCAUCAAUAUUCUUCAUAUCAAUCCUUAUUCUAUUUUUUUUCGUUCACUUGGAGAUAUCCCUGAUUUGGAAAAACAAAUCAUUCAUAUAAAAACAGAUGCUGGGCUUGAUCAACAUGUAUUCAAUGCCCCUACAUCCUCACAAGUUGCAGCGAUAUGGGUCGAAAAUGAUGAUAGAGAUCAACCAAGAGGACGUAACAUUCUUGUGUAUAACCAUUUUGGUGGAAAUCAUAAAGUUCAGUAUUACUUUGGGUGUUAUGAUCCACUGCAAUAUCCAAUAUUAUUUCCUUUCGGUGAUACUGGUUGGCAUCAAGGGAUUCAAAGGAUUAGAGGAAGCAGAUCAAAGUACAACGAAACAAACCCAUCAAUAAAUCCUCAAGAAUCAGCCACUGCACAAGAACUACUUGCAACAGAAGAGCGAGGAUUAAACCAACAAAGAAAGUGCCCAAUAGUUUCAUGUCGCGAAUAUUAUUGCUACAAGUUGCAAAUAAAAGAAAAUGUCAGAUCAAUUUUGCUGCUUUCUGGUCGAUUAUUGCAGCAGUUUGUAGUUGAUAUGUAUGUGAAGAUCGAGACCUCAAGACUAGAUUAUUUUAAAGGCAAGCAACAACAUAUUCGAUCAGAGUUUUAUCAAGAAAUUACAAAUGAACUAAGUCCACACGAGGAGAGUCAAAAUAGACCUGAUUUGGUUGCUCGAGUCUUUCAUGCAAAAUUGGAAGAAUUAAAGGACCAGUUAUUCAAAAGGCAAAUAUUCGGAAAAGUGUUAGCAUAUGUCUAUGUUAUUGAGCACCAAAAAAGGGGUCUUCCGCAUGCCCACUUAUUAAUUAUCUUACAAAAUGAGUGGAAACUCCAUGCACCAGAAUCUUUUGAUGAGAUCGUAUCAGCAGAGAUACCUGAUAAAAAUACAAACAUCCACCUCCAUAACGCUAUUGUGAAGCACAUGAUGCAUGGACCAUGUGGAGUAUUGAAUCCAUCAAAUGUUUGCAUGAAAGGAAAUCGUGGAUGCAAAAGUAAUUAUCCAAAGAAUUAUGCAUCUGCAACAACUGUUGGAAACGAUUGCUUCCCAAUAUAUAGGCGUUCAAACAAUGGAAUGACUGUGAAGGUUCGAGGACAAUAUCUAGACAAUCGUUGGGUUGUUCCAUACAACCCGUAUCUCCUUGCAACAUUUGACUCUCACAUUAAUGUAGAGAUUUGUUCUACAAUAAAAGCAGUGAAAUAUCUUUACAAGUACAUUUAUAAAGGUCAUGAUCGUGUCACUUUCAACUUGGUUUCUGAAACAAACAAUCAACAAGUUGAUGAAAUCCAACAAUUCCAGUCAGCCCGAUGGAUUGCUCCCCCAGAAGCAAUGUGGAGAAUAUAUGGAUUUAUUAUCAAUGAGAUGUCCCCAGCAGUGUAUAGUUUGCAUUUACAUUUGGAGGAUCAACACCUGGUCACUUUCCAAGCAAACGACGAUCUAAUUAACAUCCUCAAUUUAGACCGUUCUAGGAAAACUAUGCUAACACAAUUCUUUGCAUUAAAUCGAGUAGAUGAAAAUGCAAAGAAAUUACUGUACAAACAAAUUCCAGAAUAUUAUGUUUGGAACCAUCAACACAAAGAAUGGACUCCCCGAAAAAUGAAAACAGUCAUAGGUCAUAUUGUUACAGCAAAUCCAUUUGAGGGUGAGCGUUAUUUCAUGCGGAUAUUGCUAAACCAUGUAAAGGGACCGAUGUCCUUUGAAGAUCUUAGAACAGUCGAGGGCAUUUUGGCCCCCACAUUAUGUGAGGCAGCAACAAUGCAUGGUUUGUUACAAAGAGACAGUAGCUUAGAAGACUGUUUACAUGAAGCAUCUUUAUAUCAAAUGCCAUCCAGUUUGAGGCGACUGUUCGCAACAAUAUUGGUAUAUUGUAAUCCAACCAAUCCAAGAGACCUUUGA
Humulus lupulus (European hop) is the source of this 2694-nucleotide messenger RNA. RefSeq lists its product as uncharacterized. The transcript has 7 exons. NCBI's taxonomy places the organism in Eukaryota, Viridiplantae, Streptophyta, Magnoliopsida, Rosales, Cannabaceae. The record is from RefSeq and is a predicted model, not a curated record. The coding region runs from base 1 to 2694 and encodes 897 amino acids.